Molecule: messenger RNA, 1935 nt
Organism: Oncorhynchus kisutch (coho salmon)
Lineage: Eukaryota; Metazoa; Chordata; Actinopteri; Salmoniformes; Salmonidae
Product: extensin-like
Exons: 3
Coding region: 1-1935 (644 amino acids)
Source: RefSeq, a predicted model, not a curated record
AUGUUCAGCCCCAGGCCCACCAACAGCCCCCCACUACCCAUGUUUAGCCCCAGGCCCACCAACAGCCCUCCACUACCCAUGUUCAGCCCCAGGCCCACCAACAGCCCCUACUACCCAUGUUUAGCCCCAGGCCCACCAACAGCCCUCCACUACCCAUGUUCAGCCCCAGGCCCACCAACAGCCCUCUACUACCCAUGUUCAGCCCCAGGCUCACCAACAGCCCUCCACUACCCAUGUUCAGCCCCCCCACUACCCAUGUUCAGGCCCAACAACAGCCCUCCACUACCCAUGUCCAGCCCCAGGCCCACCAACAGCCCCCACUACCCAUGUUCAGCCCCAGGCCCACCACCGGCCCAACAACAGCCCUCCACUACCCAUGUCCAGCCCCAGGCUCACCAACAGCCCUCCACUACUCAUGUCCAGCCCCAGGCCCACCAACAGCCCUCCACUACCCAUGUCCAGCCCCAGGCCCACCAACAGCCCUCCACUACUCAUGUCCAGCCCCAGGCUCACCAACAGCCCUCCACUACUCAUGUCCAGCCCCAGGCCCACCAACAGCCCUCCACUACCCAUGUUCAGCCCCAGGCCCAAAAACAGCCCUCCACUACCCAUGUCCAGCCCCAGGCUCACCAACAGCCCUCCACUACCCAUGUCCAGCCCCAGGCCCACCAACAGCCCCCCUACUACCCAUGUUUAGCCCCAGGCCCACCAACAGCCCUCCACUACCCAUGUUCAGCCCUAGGCCCAACAACAGCCCUCCACUACCCAUGUUCAGCCCCAGGCCCAACAACAGCCCUCUCCACUACCCAUGUCCAGCCCCAGGCUCACCAACAGCCCUCCACUAAUCAUGUCCAGCCCCAGGCCCAACAACAGCCCCCCACUACCCAUGUUCAGCCCCAGGCCCACCAACAGCCCCACACUACCCAUGUUCAGCCCCAGGCUCAUCAACAGCCCCCCACUACCCAUGUCCAGCCCCAGGCCCACCAACAGCCCUCCACUACCCAUGUCCAGCCCCAGGCCCACCAACAGCCCUCCACUACCCAUGUUCAGCCCCAGGCCCACCAACAGCCCUCCACUACCCAUGUUCAGCCCCAGGCCCACCAACAGCCCCUACUACCCAUGUUUAGCCCCAGGCCCACCAACAGCCCCCCACUACCCAUGUUCAGCCCCAGCCCCAGGCCCACAAACAGCCCCCUACUACCCAUGUUUAGCCCCAAGCCCACCAACAGCCCCCCACUACCCAUGUUCAGCCCCAGGCCCAACAACAGCCCUCUACUACCCAUGUCCAGCCCCAGGCCCACCAACAGCCCCCCACUACCCAUGUUCAGCCCCAAGCCCACCAACAGCCCCCCACUACCCAUGUUCAGCCCCAGGCCCAACAACAGCCCUCCACUACCCAUGUCCAGCCCCAGGCCCACCAACAGCCCCCCACUACCCAUGUUCAGCCCCAGGCCCAACAACAGCCCUCCACUACCCAUGUUCAUCCCCCAGGCCCACCAACAGCCCCCCACUACCCAUCCCCAGGCCCACCAACAGCCCCCCACUACCCAUGUUCAGCCCCAGGCCCAACAACAGCCCUUCACUACCCAUGUCCAGCCCCAGGCCCACCACCGGCCCCCACUACCCAUGUUCAGCCCCAGGCCCAACAACAGCCCCCUACUACCCAUGUUCAGCCCCAGGCACAACAACAGCCCUCCACUACCCAUGUCCAGCCCCAGGCUCACCAACAGCCCUCCACUACUCAUGUCCAGCCCCAGGCCCUCCACUACCCAUGUUCAGCCCCAGGCCCAACAACAGCCCUCCACUACCCAUGUCCAGCCCCAGGCUCACCAACAGCCCUCCACUACCCAUGUUCAGCCCCAGGCCCACCAACAGCCCCCACUACCCAUGUUCAGCCCCCAGGCCCACCAACAGCCCUACACUACCCGUGUUUAG